Molecule: messenger RNA, 796 nt
Organism: Musa acuminata AAA Group (dessert banana)
Lineage: Eukaryota; Viridiplantae; Streptophyta; Magnoliopsida; Zingiberales; Musaceae
Exons: 1
Coding region: 76-681 (201 amino acids)
Source: RefSeq, a predicted model, not a curated record
ACAGCUCUCUGCGGUGCGCAAGAGAGGAAAAGAAGAGAGGGGGCGAGACCACACACAGACGUGUGAGAGCAAGUCAUGGCCGGCAAAGCACUCCAAAUCUCCAACCCAUUCCCCUCCACCCUCAGCCCGCCGCCCACCUUCUUCACAUGGAAGCCGCCCAUGUUGCUCCCCCCUCGCGCCGCUGCCGGCGACGACAAGCCCGCCGAGUCGGACGCUUCCGCGGAGUCCCCGGCCGCCGCUGACCCCUCCUUCGAGAAGCGGCUCAACCAGAUCCGGCUCAAGUACCGCAGCGGCACCGGGAAGAAGGCCGAGCAGCGUAAGGCCCGGAAGACCCCCGGCGCUGGCGCCGGUUCAUCCGGCAAGAAGAAGGGCAGCGUGCUGCUCCCGCCGGUUCCGCUGCGGGAGCCGAUGGCUGUAGGGGGCGUGCCGGUGGAGGUGGGCUUCACCCCCUACAGCGAGCGGCUAAACGGGCGGCUGGCCGGGCUCGGGCUGGCUGCGCUGCUGCUGGUCGAGCUAGGCUCCGGCAAGGGGCUGCUCCGCUACCACGCGCCGGCCGUCAUCUUCAUCCAGAUCUACACCGUCGCCGCGGCGGGCGCCCUUUUCAUCAAAUUCGACAAGGAGAGAAUCAGCGUGUGGCCCGAGAAACCACCGGCUUCCUCCUCCGCUGCUGCCGGUGAUUGACGGUCAGGAUUCACUCUACAAUUAUACUUCAAAUCCUUUAAAAAUCUUCUUUUUGCUAUUAAAACUCUCUCUAAUUGUAAUUUGGUUGGCAUGAUUUAAUUACCACUCCAUUCCA